Zophobas morio is the source of this 466-nucleotide messenger RNA. RefSeq names its product Ribosomal protein S25 (gene RpS25). The transcript has 4 exons. Gene Ontology annotation, molecular function: structural constituent of ribosome. The record is from RefSeq and is a predicted model, not a curated record. Bases 67 to 426 code for a protein of 119 amino acids. Lineage: Eukaryota; Metazoa; Arthropoda; Insecta; Coleoptera; Tenebrionidae. Gene Ontology annotation, cellular component: cytosolic small ribosomal subunit.
CAUAAGAAUCGACGCUUCCUGGAAUCCUGCUGCAAUGGCUACCUUCCUUUUCCUCUAAACGUCAACAUGCCUCCAAAGAAGGAUACAAAGGCGUCGGCGAAGCAGCCCCAAAAGACCCAAAAGAAGAAAGAAGGUUCUGGGGGCGGUAAAGCCAAAAAGAAGAAGUGGUCGAAAGGAAAAGUACGCGAUAAACUUAAUAAUCAAGUUUUAUUUGAUAAAGCUACCUAUGAUAAGUUAUACAAAGAAGUACCUUCGUAUAAGCUCAUCACUCCAUCAGUAGUGUCAGAAAGAUUGAAAGUUCGUGGAUCUUUGGCCAGGAGAGCGCUAAUUGAAUUGCAACAGAAAGGUCUUAUUAAACAAGUGGUUCAACAUAGGGCACAGUUGAUAUACACAAGGACCACUAAGGGUGACGAUCAGGUUGCAUAAAAUGUAUGACUACAUUUGAUAAUAAAUAGUUUAAAAAAUA